AUGGCGUCCUCAGUCCCCUCCAACCUCCGCCCCGACGCGCCGGUCUACGUACCAUUGGCGUUUCCCAUCGGCCCGCCGCCUGUCGCGCCCGGGUUGGAGCUGUACGUUGAGGCCCUGCCGCCGCGGGGCUUCGUCCCGACGUCGUCGGCGCUUCCGUUCCUAUCUCCACCUCCGCCGCUGCCGUUCGCGGACCCGGGCUUCUGUGGGUUCCCAGCCCAGGGCCUGGGGAUGGGGAUGGGGAUGCAGGGCGCGUUCCCUCACCCGCCCUGGGCGACGCCGAUGGGGAUGGCGAUGCCGCUCGGGGCGUUGGCGAUGCCUGUUUCGCCGGCGGGGAUGCACUUUUCCCCGCACCUUCAGCAGCCCCGCAUCACUGCUGCCCCGCAGGACGGUGGCCACCGUCCCCGGAGCUCCAUGCGCAUCAGGCGUGCUCCCAGUACUAGGCGGCGGCGCCCCAGGCCCGUCGUCACGCUACGGAGGAAGGGAUCGCCGCAUCCGGAACCAACACCGUCGUCCCGCAGCACGGAGGUCAGCGGGAACGGAGGCAACGGCGUAGCGAAGGUGGAGCCGGCCAACGAGCCUUCUCCCCGCUCCGUGCUCGAUACCACGAGUCCACCCGACUCGCCGCCGGUUGUACUCCCGGCGUCUUUCCCGUACCUAGACCCGUCUCCCCCUUCGUCGCCGGCGCCCACGGGCCUCGCCCCCGGAACCGAGCCUUCCCGCCGCUCCGUUCCACCUUCCGGGAGCCCGCGCGUCCCACCGCCGCCUCGUCCCCGGAAGCCACGGCGCUUGUUCAACCCUGCUUCCAACCGAACGUCUCUAAUGAUCAGAAAUAUCCCUAAUAAUUUCACGAGGAAGAAUAUAAUGAACAUCAUCGAUCAACAUUGCGCUGAAGAAAACGCAAAAGUCACAUCGGGCGGUGGCGGCGUCAAGUCGGAAUACGACUUCCUCUACGUGCCGAUCGACUUCCGUACCAAAUUCAACAAGGGCUACGCCUUUGUGAACGUUACAACGCCGGACGCGGCGCACCGGCUUUGGGCGCACCUGCACAGACACCGCUGGACGGUCGGGGCUUGCCAGAAAAUCUGUGAGGUGGACCUUGCCGUCAUCCAGGGACGGCAUAAGUUGGUGGAACAUUUCUCCGGGUCGCGCUUCGACUGUGACACCGAGGACUUCCUGCCGGUGUGGUUCCAGCCGCCGCGGGACGGCACCCGCCCGACCGUGGGCGUGCAGCACGUCGUGGGCAACCUCGCUCGCCGCUUGUGA
This is a messenger RNA of Phragmites australis (common reed), 1263 nucleotides long. Its product is annotated as protein MEI2-like 6. The transcript has 4 exons. Bases 1 to 1263 code for a protein of 420 amino acids. Gene Ontology annotation, molecular function: nucleic acid binding. NCBI's taxonomy places the organism in Eukaryota, Viridiplantae, Streptophyta, Magnoliopsida, Poales, Poaceae. The record is from RefSeq and is a predicted model, not a curated record.